CUGUGGAGCAAUAACUGGAUUGUUUGUAAAACUUUGACCCAUAUGUGUCAUUUACCUACUUGGAAUCUGAACUCAUAAAAACUGGUCAGAAUCUACAGAGAGUGAGAAAAGGCUGAGUGCACCCGAAGCUCUAAAUUUAUAAGAUUUACUGAAAAGUUCGACUUUUGUGAAAGCUGAAAAUGGAAUAUGCAAAGAAAUCUCUCAGCUUCUUCUCUUCCAGUUCGAUCUCCAGGUGUGUUUCAGCUAGUGCAUCAGCAACAUCACAAUUAUUAAAUGGUACUCCACAGCAAAGACCAUUUCGGGUGUGCAACUGGGAUCGGAGCCUCAAGAAGGGCAUCAUGGCGACAGGUCUUGUGGAUUUAAUGGACAAGGUUCAAGAUUCGUUACAUACAACAUCUAGUGCCUCACUGCUACUGGAAGAAGAUGGGACAUGCAUUGAAACAGAAGAAUUCUUUCAGACUGUACUUGAUAAUACACUCUUGAUGGUGCUUGAGAAAGGACAGAAAUGGACACCAUCAGAGAACAGUGGCUUUCACCUUGGAUUCACUGAUAAAUUACGCCGAAGAAAAGAUGUUGCCAGAAUAACCUUUGACCUCUACAAAGAAAAUCCUCAAGAUUUUAUUGGCUGCCUAAGCAUGAAAGCGACACUGUAUGGUUCGUAUUCCCUAUCAUAUGAUGUCCAAUGUGUGGGAGCAAAGAAAAUAAUGAGGGAAGCCUUGCGUUUGACAAUGUUCACAAUGCAAGCUACAGGCCAUGUGCUACUUGGAACUUCAUAUUAUAUGCAGCAUCUACUGGAUGAGGAUGAAACACAGGCAGCAGUCAAACCUUUCUGUGCACUUGAAUGAACUGUUUGUCAUACCUACUUAUUUUUCCUACAAAUGAACUUUUAACCACAUCUCGUGUUUGCUACACUUCUGUAGCAACAGCAUGAAGUUGUCCUGAAAGUUUGUCAUUGCAAUGUGUUUAUGGUCAAUUUGUGCAUGAGUAGAUAAUAACAUCUGGGUUAAUAUGGUAUAAAAGUAAAAAAUGCUGUAAAUUACUUGCAUCUGCUACUUUCAGAGUAUUUUACUCUAAUGAACUCGAAUGUAAUUGCUUUAUUGCAGCAAACCUGAACAAGAGACUAUACUCAUGCAGGAUAAUACUGUAGUGGUUGGAGAACAGCUCAAGUGUUGUGGAAUAAUUAAUUGCAAUACCGCAGGCUGCAAUGUUCACCAAAUAAAGCUACCACUUGUUUUCUGCAAGAUAUAGAUACACCACCUAAUGAGUGGGCUAUUAAUCACCUUCAGGGGCUAAUUUUAUUGUUAUACCCUCUGUAAGCAGUGACAUUUUAAAGUGCCCACUCCUUCUACAAUGCCUAUGUCUAUUGUAAAAGUAAAUUUGUGUUGUUUAACGUGAUAAAUCAUCUUGAGGAUAGUCCAGCAAAACAGCACAUCAGUAAAGCCUGCAGACCAUAUUAAUUUUUUGUUCUUCCCUGUCCCCCACCUUUUUUUUUAAACCUGCAAUGGCAAUGAUUCAGCCACACUCUAAAAUAAGAAUGGCUAAAUGACUAUUUAUGACUAAAUUACUUAAUUUUUUCUUGACUGCAAAGUGGAGAUAUCACCAAUUGACAGACUACAAGAUUUAUCCAAACUAUUUUCCCCAUAAGUCCUUUGAGGUUUAUAUUAUAGAGAUAACAGAAAACUAAGUAUAAACUGGCUACAUCAGGGACCUGUCUCCCUUUUGUUUUGAGGAAGUAAUGCAAUAAACAUAAAUAACCAGAAAGAUUUGAUUUUGGUGAAAUGUGGCUGAUCACUUUUUUAAGAGAUUGCAUGCAUAUUUGUUACCUUAGCACUAAAGCGCAUGUAUAAAAUUGGCAUAGUUGAAAUGAAAAUGCUUGUAAUUGCAGGAUAUCAUUAAACCAAAUCCUGACUGUAUUGUGACUUGCUGAAAAUAACUCUUUGAUUGGUAUCCUGAGUAUUUUGUGUUUACAUCUGUAACUUGAUUCUAAUCCACUUGGUCUCCAAGGUUUGAGUUUCCCAUUGUAGCAUAAUUUCUGGUUUUGGGAAACUGACAGCAAAGUAAUCAACUUGGUGUCGUAUUAAUGUAUCUGGAAAUACACUGCUCAAUACCAACAUGCUGUGCUAGGAUGUGUAGAAAAUAAAAACAACAUCUAGUUUCAGUAGGAAAUCCUAAAAUAGAGCAUGUGACAUUUUUCAAUCCUUUAUUUCAUUUGGAUCUGGACUUGAGUUGUUUAUGACUCUGAAUUACUUCAGAAUUACUCGGUGUGAAACUUAGUAAUGAACUCCCAAAUGGAAAUAUCUAAAUCUUGCAUUAUUUCUAGCACUGAUACUUGGAACUUGGUACAGGUAAAGAAUUCAACUUCUAGUUGUAAGCAUUGCAUUAUUGCGUUUAAAGGUUUAACAGUUUAUUUCAAAUGGAGAACCCACACAAUCUUAUGAAUCCCAUUUAGUGUUUCACUAAGCAAACACAUGGUUUUCGAGAUAUUUAUUGAACGAUGCCUUGGUUACCAGUCCUCCUGUGGUGCUCCCAGGUGUUGUGGCUUUGUUUCUCUCAUGGAAGGGAAUUGGUCAAGAUCAUGUCAAUUAGGUUUAUUCCUCCUUCCUUACAGAAAACACUGAAGUACAGUUCUAAUUUAUUCCUCAUUGCCCAGUAUUUGAGACAAACAUCAGCAAGUUCAUUCCUGGCCUGGCAAAGAGAACCCCAAAUGCACCAUGUCCAAAUACUGUCAGUUUAGUAGCAGCCUUUUUUGUGG
This is a messenger RNA of Chiloscyllium plagiosum (whitespotted bambooshark), 2752 nucleotides long. RefSeq names its product cell death inducing DFFA like effector c (gene cidec). The record is from RefSeq and is a predicted model, not a curated record. Lineage: Eukaryota; Metazoa; Chordata; Chondrichthyes; Orectolobiformes; Hemiscylliidae. Gene Ontology annotation, biological process: apoptotic process; regulation of apoptotic process.